GGACCAUAUCGAUUUGGACACGGACCACCCAUUUAUAGCCCGCCCAUUUGACAUCUCUAUGUCGGAUGACUCCAGCUAUGAUCUGGAAACAACCGAUAUAAAGUUCUCAGAAACCACUAUGCAAAGAAAAUAAUUUUUUUUUAAAACACUAUCUUGUUUCAAAAGACGUGAAAGGAACUAUCAAUCAUUAUAUACGACUUAGAUGAUUGAUAAAAUUGAAUAUCUGGUUAAUUUUCAAUUGAAUAUCUGGUUAAAUUUCAAUUGAAUAUAAGUACGCACAAAUACAUUCAUACUUAACAAUUUAACAUACACAUUGUGGAUAUAUUUAGGGUCCCACCAAAUAAUGAGCAUGCGUGCAUUACAAGCACAUAAACCCCAUGGGCUCGAAAAUGAUGUACUCGUUUUAGGCCCAGUUCGAUAAUUUGAUUUUUGUUUAGAAAAAAAAAAACUCGGUGGUUCCCUCUUCUUGGCGCACAUCCCAAACCAAAUGGCGCGUAAAACUGUGCUAAUUGCCUGGUACAGUGAAAUGAUUAGAUCUCUUCAAGUCAAAAGUCAAACACUUUAAAUAGUAAAAAGAAAACCAAAAUUUUGAACCAAAAUAGAAACGGAGAAUUUUUCUUUCCAACACGACUUCCCUCCAUAACACAGAGAGCCCUUUUCCAAGUUUCGGAAAAUUUUUAGAACCAUCCUCAAAACCAAAAAUUCCCUCCAUAGAAACGAAAACUUCAAAAACAAAUCUCAGAUCUAUGAACUUCCAAAUCUGGUUCAAAGUCCCUCCUAUUCACACACUUCAUAUACAGUUCUUCAGUUCCUCCUAUCCUCAAGCCCAUCUCUCUCUCUCUCUCUACUCUCCUUCUCUCUCUAUCUCUGUAGUUGUACAUUAAUGGCGGCUCUCGAUCUAAAAGCUCAAAACGACAACAAAGAGAAUGUCUCGCCCUCGGCGAUGACCAUUACUUCUGUCAAGCCUCUGGAUUCUUCUUCAUCCAUUGAUAAAGAGAAAACCCAAAUCAGAAUCAGGAGAAAGAGAUCUAGAAGACAGCCUCUUAAAGACAUCACCAAUCUAUUUGUCUCAUCAUCACCAUUGUCCUCUUCGUUUCUGAUUCGUCACUUCCCCUCUUCUCCGACUCUAUCAGUUGAUCCCAAAUGCAUGAAGAGAAGAUCUGUUGUUGCUCUCAAGGCUUCUUCUACCUUCUCUUGUAGAAAUUUCAGAUGAUUUUUAGAAUUGGUUUAUAUAUUGGGUUCUUUUCCAGUUUUUGGAAUUAUGUAUCAGUUUUUAGUUAAGUAGCUAGCUUUCAUGUACUCAACACACGAGAUAUGUUUCCAUGAGUAUACUGGUUUCUCAAUUAUUACGAUUCUUGCGGAAUUUCUGUCCAGCGUCAUUAUAAUUAUGCUCCUAACUUCAACAUAUGAAACUGUGAACAUUCGAAUUGUGAUCUGGUCUUUCUGACUAGCUCUUG
Molecule: messenger RNA, 1457 nt
Organism: Brassica napus (rape)
Lineage: Eukaryota; Viridiplantae; Streptophyta; Magnoliopsida; Brassicales; Brassicaceae
Exons: 1
Coding region: 884-1213 (109 amino acids)
Source: RefSeq, a predicted model, not a curated record